CGUGACCUGUGGGUGUGUUCAGGGGAGCCGGCUUGAAGGGGACGGACCCAGGCUUGAGGAUGGGUGGGGAUGGUGCUGACAUGUCGGAGGCAGGGGAAGGCGGAGAGGAGGGAGAGGGUGGGGAGAUUGUGGAGGUAGCCUUGAUGCCUCCCCAGCACCAGAACGGGUGCCUCCCUGGCAGGGAGAUAGAAAGGAGCAGCAGCAGCACGGCACCUCUGGUGUUGGUGAGUGAUGUGGAGAUUGGACCAGCCGCUGCAUUGUCCGAGGAGCUCCCUGAGGCAGAAGCCAUGCUCCCUGCUUCCACAUCGGGAGUGAAGCUGAUCCCUCGGCUGUCCAAGCGCAGGCUGGUAGUGCUGGUCAUCUUCAGCUUGUACUCGCUGGUGAACGCCUUCCAGUGGAUCCAGUACAGUAUACUGACCAGUGUCUUCACCCGUUAUUACAACGUCUCCAACUCUCAAAUAGACUGGCUGUCCAUGAGCUAUAUGGUGACGUACAUCCCCCUGAUCUUCCCUGCCACUUGGCUGCUGGACACUCGGGGGCUUCGCAUCACCGCCUUGCUGGGAUCUGGACUCAACUGCCUGGGGGCCUGGAUUAAGUGUACCAGCGUCCAACCAAACCUGUAUGUGGUCACGUUGGUGGCUCAGAUUGUGUGCUCCAUAGCCCAGGUCUUUAUUCUGGGGCUGCCCUCCCGCAUUGCCUCUGUCUGGUUUGGGCCCAAGGAAGUGUCCACUGCUUGUGCUGUAGCUGUUCUGGGCAACCAGCUAGGCACAGCGAUUGGCUUCUUAUUGCCACCAGUUUUAGUUCCAAACACAGCUGAUGACAUGGACCUCAUGGGACAAAACAUCCGAAUUAUGUUCUAUGGUACGGCAGCAGUAUCCACAUUCCUUUUUAUACUAACAGCAGUGGUGUUUAAGGAAAAACCUAAAUAUCCCCCAAGUCAGUCUCAGGCUGUUCUCCUGGAUGUCUCGCCUGAUGAUUACUCCUACAAGCAAUCAAUGAUCAACCUGUUCAGAAAUGUUCCUUUUGUUCUUUUGUUGGUCAGUUAUGGGAUUAUGACUGGGGCAUUUUAUUCAGUCUCAACUCUACUAAACCAAAUGAUAAUAACUCACUAUGAGGGAGAAGAAGUGAAUGCAGGAAGGAUUGGCCUGACUCUUGUGGUAGCUGGAAUGGUGGGUUCAGUUAUUUGUGGCUUAUGGCUGGAUCACACCAAAACAUACAAGCAGACUACAUUAGUUGUGUACAUCCUCUCAUUUGUUGGGAUGGUUGUAUUUACAUUCACCUUGGACUGUGGACACCUUGUAGUUGUGUUUGUGACUGGCGGAGUGCUCGGCUUCUUCAUGACUGGUUACCUCCCCCUUGGCUUUGAAUUUGCUGUGGAAAUUACAUACCCUGAGUCAGAAGGCACCUCAUCAGGGCUUCUGAAUGCUUCAGCGCAGAUAUUUGGGAUUAUCUUUACGCUGAUUCAAGGAAAGCUCACAACAGAUUACAAUCCCCGUGCAGGAAACAUUUUCCUCUUUGUGUGGAUGUUUAUAGGUAUCAUUUUAACAGCUUUAAUCAAAUCAGAUUUGCGAAGACACAGCGUGAAUUCAGGGAUAAGUGUUGACAUUAAAUCUAUGUCAGUUGACGGUCCCACAGAAGAUGAACUGAGUAAAACUGCAUCGAAAAGCCAGUCUGAAUUAAACAUUUAGGAUGGAGGAGAGAAGUGCCAGAGACUCGUAAUUUUCAAGUUAGACCAAGCUGAAGCAACUUGACAGAUAGAUAACAAGAACUGUCUCGAAGUAAUGUUUUUGCAGUCAUAAUCAAUGCAGUGCUGCUUAUCUAUGAACUCAAGAUACACAUACACUCUGCUGAAGGCACCUGCUAAUUUUAUGGCGACUUAUUUAUAGUGGGAUCCUUAACUUUUAUUUAUUUUUUUAGUUGUGCAGUUUAAGAUCCCCAGCAAUCUGCCACUCCUUUGUGGAAGCUGUGCAGUUUCAGCAGAGACAAAAAAACUGCAAUCCUAAACAUACUGUGGGGUAAGCACCAUUGAACAAAUGCAGCAGGUCUUACUUCCAAGUUAGUAUGCAUAGUACUGUAAUGUAACCUAGGGAUGGGGGAACUGUGGCACUCCUAGAUGCUGUUGGACUUCAACUUCCAUUGCCCCUGACCAG
This is a messenger RNA of Lacerta agilis (Sand lizard), 2150 nucleotides long. RefSeq names its product FLVCR heme transporter 1 (gene FLVCR1). The transcript has 10 exons. Gene Ontology annotation, cellular component: membrane; mitochondrion. The record is from RefSeq and is a predicted model, not a curated record. Gene Ontology annotation, molecular function: heme transmembrane transporter activity; heme binding. Gene Ontology annotation, biological process: mitochondrial transport; erythrocyte differentiation; heme export. Bases 60 to 1688 code for a protein of 542 amino acids. Lineage: Eukaryota; Metazoa; Chordata; Lepidosauria; Squamata; Lacertidae.